CCUAUAGCUAAGGAGCAUGUCAGUAUGGAACUUUGGAAAACACUGUCGAAUAAUCCACAAUAAUAAACAGCGCAUUAAACAAUUCACACGUUGCCUUAAUGUAACAGAGAAAUACACGUAUUUAUGUAGAUAAAUGAGACCCUUGUUACUAUGGAAAAUCCCGUCAGUCUUCCACUAUGUAACUUUUAACUGCAGCUCUAGUUCCAAUGAGACAACCUGUAGGGGGACCGAAGCUCUGCACGCGCGCUCCCGCGGCAAGGGGAUACAAAUCCUGGCGGGGAUAAGUACCUCGGCACGACACCGGCACUCCUUAACUCUGUUUUUCAUCCACCCUCAGUGAAAGACACUUGGUAUGUUUCAGGUGGAUGAGAACUACACGCGUGUAUCAGAGUUUGUUAUUGUGGGCUUCCCAAGUCUCCAACCGGAAUAUUUUGACCUAGUGGGGUGGUUUUUCUUCUUCCUUUAUGUGACCACAGUGGUGGGCAACCUUCUGCUGGUGGUGUUGUUUUCUUUGGAGCACAGUCUCCAGAAGCCCAUGUACAUCAUCAUGGUCAGCCUGGCCCUCGCAGACAUUGGCUUUACCACAGUGGCUUUACCCAAACUAAUCGCUCGCUACUGGUGGAAUAAUGGUAGUCUUGGCUUUCAUAUGUGCCUCUUCCAAAGGCACAUGAUCCACUAUUUUGGCUCCUUGAACUCACUAAUUUUACUGACGAUGGCCCUGGACCGAUAUCUGGCCAUCUGUUUUCCCUUUAGAUACCCGAUGUGGAUGACAAACCAAACCAUGACAGGCCUCACGCUCUUCUGCUGGGCGGUGGCACACAUCUUUACUGUCAUCAGCACCAUCAACUUUACCAUGAUACCGUUUUGUGGGCCCAACAAAAUCAAACAGGCAUUCUGCGACACCUUGUCUCUUACAGCUCUAGUGUGUGGGGACCCCAGCCAACUAAUCAGUGCCGCCUAUGCUUCAGCAAUGUUUAUUCUUUAUGUUCCUUUAGCUUUCAUCAUCUUUUCCUACAUUUGCAUCAUCAUCUCAGUAUUGCACAUGGCUAGUGGACAGGGCAGAAUGAAGACAUUCUCUACCUGUGUCACCCAUAGCUGUAUCAUUUCUAUCUACUACCUACCACGUUUCUUUGUCUACUCUACACCUUUCUUUCCUAACCUGAAGAUGACGCCUGACAAGGGUAUAGCGACCACCCUCUUCUACAGUCUUUUCCCUCCACUGAUGAACCCGUUCAUCUACUGUCUGAGAACCAAGGAGAUCAAGCGAACAUUAACAGACUGGGUCUGGAAAUGUAAGAGCAUUAUGCCUUCAAAGCAUGGCCAAAUUGCAGCUGUCACCAAUUCACACUGACAAGUGAUCUGUGCUUUUGUUGUUUAUAAAUGCUUGCAUUAUAAUUUAUGAGUCAGUAUGAUAAUAUGCAUGAAAAUAGGUUAAGUAGCCUGAUUAUACAAAAUAAAUUG
This is a messenger RNA of Perca flavescens (yellow perch), 1461 nucleotides long. RefSeq names its product odorant receptor, family 30, subfamily BU, member 1 (gene or30bu1). The record is from RefSeq and is a predicted model, not a curated record. Gene Ontology annotation, cellular component: membrane. Gene Ontology annotation, biological process: G protein-coupled receptor signaling pathway. Gene Ontology annotation, molecular function: olfactory receptor activity; G protein-coupled receptor activity. Lineage: Eukaryota; Metazoa; Chordata; Actinopteri; Perciformes; Percidae. The transcript is spliced from 5 exons. The coding region runs from base 353 to 1351 and encodes 332 amino acids.